Molecule: messenger RNA, 5396 nt
Organism: Lagopus muta (rock ptarmigan)
Lineage: Eukaryota; Metazoa; Chordata; Aves; Galliformes; Phasianidae
Gene: GABRA6
Product: gamma-aminobutyric acid type A receptor subunit alpha6
Exons: 10
Coding region: 165-1562 (465 amino acids)
Biological process (GO): nervous system process; signal transduction; chloride transport
Cellular component (GO): neuron projection; postsynapse; dendrite membrane
Molecular function (GO): inhibitory extracellular ligand-gated monoatomic ion channel activity; transmitter-gated monoatomic ion channel activity involved in regulation of postsynaptic membrane potential; benzodiazepine receptor activity
Source: RefSeq, a predicted model, not a curated record
CACGGACAGAGCGCGGCCGAGGACCGCGGGGACGGGGCCGAGCCAGCCGGGCUCCGCGUCCUCACCCGGCGGAGCCGCCGGCCGAGAGAGGAAGGAUGAGAGCCCAAACUUGCUCCAGGUGACGGAUCCGAGGGCACCUGAGCGUCCUCGCGCAGACCUGAGGCAUGGCUUUGCUCAUCGCUUGGGUCUGCGUCGCUAUGAGCAUCGAGAAGGCGCUGGGGGGCCAAGGCGACGGGGGGGACCUCUACUCGGAAAACAUCACUCGCAUCCUCGACAAGCUGUUGGACGGCUACGACAACAGGCUCCGGCCGGGAUUUGGAGGUGCCGUGACAGAAGUCAAAACGGACAUCUACGUGACCAGCUUUGGGCCGGUGUCCGACGUGGAGAUGGAAUACACAAUGGAUGUCUUCUUCCGGCAGACGUGGACUGAUGAGAGGUUGAAGUUUGGUGGGCCAACAGAAAUUUUGAGAUUGAACAAUUUAAUGGUCAGUAAAAUAUGGACACCAGACACGUUUUUUAGAAAUGGAAAAAAAUCAAUUACUCAUAAUAUGACAACUCCUAACAAACUUUUCAGAAUUAUGCAGAAUGGAACUAUUCUUUACACAAUGAGAUUAACCAUUAAUGCUGACUGUCCUAUGCGGCUGGUGAACUUCCCAAUGGAUGGACAUGCUUGCCCUUUGAAGUUUGGAAGCUAUGCUUACCCAAAAAGUGAAAUAAUUUAUACAUGGAAAAAAGGACCUCUGCAUUCUGUAGAAGUACCACAGGAGUCUUCCAGUCUCCUCCAGUAUGAUCUCAUAGGACAAACUGUAUCUAGCGAAACAAUUAAAUCUAACACAGGUGAAUAUGUAAUCAUGACAGUUUAUUUCCACUUACAAAGGAAGAUGGGAUACUUCAUGAUACAGAUAUAUACUCCUUGCAUUAUGACAGUCAUUCUUUCUCAGGUCUCUUUUUGGAUUAACAAGGAGUCUGUUCCAGCCAGAACAGUCUUUGGAAUUACUACAGUUCUAACAAUGACCACUUUAAGCAUCAGCGCACGCCAUUCUUUGCCCAAGGUGUCCUAUGCUACUGCUAUGGAUUGGUUCAUAGCUGUAUGCUUUGCCUUUGUCUUCUCUGCACUUAUUGAGUUUGCAGCUGUCAACUACUUUACCAAUCUUCAGACUCAGAGAGCAAUGAGGAAGGCAGCAAGGGCAGCAGCACUGGCAGCAGCACUAUCAGCAGCAACUGUACCGGCAGAGGACGAGAUUGUCUCGCAUUCUGACUCCAAUUGUAACCUGAAGAAGCGAGUAAACUCCGUAACAUCUCAGGCAGAUCAGUCUCCUGAAGCAAGCAUAAUAUCAAACAGUGCAUCCCAGUGUCAACCUGUGUCUGCUCCUCCACCAGCCCCCCCAGCACCACCACCAGUUGGAGGCACAAGUAAAAUAGACCAAUAUUCUAGGAUCCUCUUUCCAGUGGCAUUUGCAGGAUUCAACCUGGUAUACUGGGUUGUCUACCUUUCAAAAGACACUAUGGAAUUUUUUGAACCUACUGCAAUGCACCUCCGAAAUGAUCAUCAGACCAACUGAAGAACAGCAGUGCUUAAAAGAAAUCACUGAAGGUCUUCUGGAGUUAAAAUAACUUCAAAGGAAACAAGCGCUCUCAGUUUUCAAACACUGAGCAUUCAUACUGGAUAUCACCUGGAAACAAACACUGGACAAAUAAAAAAAGAUUGAAACUGCACAGAGUUCCAACAAAAUUUUGAUUUCUUACGGUGAUUCUAAUAUAGAAUUUAUUGUUAAAUUAUUUCGUUCAGUGGUCAAAGAAAACAUUUGUAUUUCUUGUAGUUCUGUUACAAAUAAUUGAAUGUUUACAUUGAUAUAAAAUAUCAAUAAUAGAAUUAUUUCUCCUAAAUGCAGUGAGGAUUACUCAAGGAAACCACAUUCAGAACUCAUAUGAAUUAGCAUUCUUUCACUGAAAUGCAAGGACCCACACUAACGUGCAGUCAAAAUUGGCCCCAAAAUAAUGCUAAAAAUAUCCCAUGAAAGGGAUUUGAAGGCCCAUGGCAUUGUUGUAACAUUUUCAUAGAUCAGAUGUAUGAUGAAUCCUGUUUUUUUGUAAUUUAUCUUAAUUUCCUUUAAUCUGAGGCAAUUUUUAUGGGGGGAAAAAAAAAUAAAAGGAACAAAAUAGAAAGGAUUGGUUAUGUAUUUUAGCUGAUUAGUUACACUAUUUUUUUUGUUGUUGUUGUUGAGAGUGACCAAGGUAGUUUACAAUCUAAUUACAAGCAAUUUCUGGGCAGCAACAUCUGGAAGUACAGCACCGAUGCCAGAAAGUUUUCAUGGUCAAAAGCUGAACGGAUGGAAACAUGCAGCUACCCAUCAAGCUAAGUGCAAGAAAGCCUUGAUAGCUGAUUAGGGAACAAGAUCUGUUUUGUCAGCUGAUUCUUUGGACCUGCACAUAUCAGACUUCCUACAACUUCUUCCAGAGGCACAAUAUUGCCAGCAAAUUCAGAACUGAAAGGCAGUAUGGAUUUUAUUUCUCACUCUCAACAAAAGCUGUCACAUUUAUUUGGUUUAUCGUCCAUCUCCACAGUCCUUCUUAAUUACAUCAUUACGAAAUAUAUGCCUCAUCAAAUCAAAUUCAAGCCACCUUUGUUUAUACCUUUGCAGGUAUAAUGUACACUGGUGGGAAUCAAAAGCACACACAUCUUAGAUGUGGCCAAACAGAAAUUGAAGUAUACUGUCCUAAAAUUAUUUUAAGUGUAAUAUGAAAUGCUGCAUUGAUUUGAAAAAGUCAAGGUCUUUUGCCUAAGUAAAUAUCUUAGUCACUAAAAAAGUACUUAGGGGUUGGUCAAUGAACCCCAAUAAAUUGUUAAGCGCUCUGCUGGCUUCACUGACACUAGAAUAAUUGUAACUACCAGAUGAGCUACUGUGUAAUCAGUGAAUAUCAAUAUACAGAUGUUAUAAUUAAGAAAUAUACAGGAAAGUUAGGCUAAACAGGUUAUCACACUAAAGAAGAACUGAUGGAAACCUUACCCUUGUCCUGGGCUCACUGAAAAGACUCCGAGAGGAGCGAUCUCCGAAAGAGAUCCUACCCCGCUGGUAGUCAGCUCUUAAAUGGGAUCUAGGAGAGGUGCAGACAGGCUCCACACUUUCUGGUAGCACAGGAGAAUUGUUUUCACCUGUGCUCCCAGGCCUGACUCAUUGCUCACCUCAGGUGGUCAAUAAGAGGUUCAGGCCGUGAUUCAGCAGUUCUCAUACAGCUAGCUAGUUCCAACUGUUUUUUCUCAUGUUUCAAAAGAAGGAUGUAGCUUUUAUUAGUGUAGUAGCUGCACUGAACACAUGAAAUCACUUUUCUUCACGUUGUAUGACUUAGUUGCAGACAAUUUAAGUAGACUUGCAUCAGUAAUAACUCCUGUCUGCACAGAGAUGUCAUGUUUGUAAUUUGUUUUUUCCUGACUGGCAACAGGCUAAUACACUUGCAUAUAUUUUCAAACGCUCUAAAUUCUGCCUUCACUUUGCUUUGAAACCAAAAUUGCUCACGUCUUUCACCUUUUUAAACUAUAUAUUUUUUUAAAAUUGAACUGUGAUCAUUGCAAAAGAUCAUAUUUUAUAAUUUGUAAAUACAUUCACAAAAAGCAAAUUGUGCUGUUCAGACUUAGAGGUUAUUCUUUUUGAUUUAACCAUAUUCAUUCUUGCUCUGCAGACUAAUUUUCUAUUUUGAAUAUACCAGACUGUAAAAGUUUUCAGAAUGCUUUAGAAUUGGUUUUUGCACAAAAGUGGAAAUGUUAGGGGGAAAACAAGUUACACUGAAAAACCUCAGAUUUAUAUUGGAUAUUCUUUGCUCAAAAGAAAUUUAGAUAUGAAUUUUACAGCAAAUGCAGAAUUAUUAAACAGUCAGUAUUCUGUUGGAGCGUAGUACUUUAACAUACAAAAUAAGGAUAAUUUUCUAAUUGUGAAGUCCUAUUGUCACCAGCUUUUAAAAACCAGAGUUUUUAAUGCAGACAAGAUAUCUAAGGGUUUGUUCUCCCCAGCUGUUUGAAUAGUAGGAAGGGUCGAUGUAUUUAUCCUAUUAAAUACUUUGUUCAGAGUUCAUAUUCAAUCACAUUCAGCAUCAAUAAUGCUCAUAAUGUCAAGGUGUAUAUUGGAAUAUAUGAAAAUUAAUGUCAGUUCUUAAAAAUCCUGGUUAUGGUAAAAAUAACCAAAAAAGAUAUGCAGUAAAAAGAGCAGAUAGUGGUAAAUGUGUACAUAUAUAUACAUAUAUAUACACACAUAUACAAAGAACAUAUUUAUUUCUCUAUUUAGUGUAAGUUAAAGGAAAUUAAGGGAUUUUUUUCCCAUUACUUUUGACUGCCUUGCAAUAGGAAGAGCAGAAACUAAAGUUUCUGUAAAAUGGCACUUUUUACUGUGGGAAACAGGACAUUGUGUGGGAGAAGGUAAGCAAUUACCUUGCGCUGUCACACAGUGGCAAUGCAUUAUUCACCACUGUCCUAACUUCGUACCCAUCCCAGUAGAAGGGAUGCGUUGGUUUUAGCUCACAACCCUGCAAAAUUGUCAGAAUGUGGCUUAAAUUUAUCUUUCACAUGUUCUGCUUGAACCGAAAUGUGAGAAACACGAGAACUAAGAACACAGUAACAGAGUUAUAUCAUACAAAAUUACAAAUGUCAACUAGAUAAUAAUCUUUCAUAUCAUUGUGGGUUUUUCUCUCUUCCUCUACAUUUUUUCAUAAUUUCAAAACCAGAUGAAAAUUCAGAGAUUUAAUGUCUAGAAACUAUGCAAUGGCACACCAAGUCAUCCACUGCUGUGCUCAAAGACUAGCCAUCACCAGAACUAGCUAUCACCAGCUGGGAUAAAUCCAAGCAUUAAUGAAGCAUAGAUGUAACAUGAAUGUCCUCAAUAGGCUUUUCUUAUCAAGUACUGUCAAGUGUUUUGAUAUUUUGAUACAUCCUGUCAAUCUACCAGCUCAAUGUCUUUCUCUUGUACAUAGUAUACAAAAAUCAGAGGAGAUUUUAUUGCUGCUUAGUUAUUACAGUCUUUUUUUCUCUUUCAAUUCAUGAAAAGAACGCUCUCCAUUUGCUUAUUUGCUUUCUUUAUAAAAGUAAUUAUUGCAGGAUUCACCUCUUAUCAGUAAACGAAGCAUUUCAACUCUCUGCAUAAAUGUUGUCUAUCUGUGAAGACUGAAGUUCUUUAUCAGAAUGAGUGCAGUAAACUACUCCAUUCUCCAACACUUCAUCAAAAUCAUUACUCAGCCGUGGCUGAGUGGUGCUUGUGUACAAAGAAUAAAUAUCCAUAGAUUUUUUUCAGAAAGUGGUUUUAUACAAGUCAUGGUCACUGAGGGUCAGCAAAGUGUGUUGGAAGUAACAGUUGCUGAUAAAGCAUGAAUUCAGAUGUGUUUUCUGGUAUGCAAGCUGUAAAACAAGACAA